Penicillium malachiteum is the source of this 2562-nucleotide messenger RNA. Its product is annotated as putative Sin3 complex subunit (Stb2). Gene Ontology annotation, cellular component: Sin3-type complex. The record is from RefSeq and is a predicted model, not a curated record. NCBI's taxonomy places the organism in Eukaryota, Fungi, Ascomycota, Eurotiomycetes, Eurotiales, Aspergillaceae. The coding region runs from base 1 to 2562 and encodes 853 amino acids. The transcript has a single exon.
AUGUCAGUCAACGCAUCCGGUCAAGCGGCCGUCGACCGUCGAGAUUCCACGAAGGCAUAUGAAGCCCUCAGAUCGAGCCCCGCCUCAAUAACGAAUGGCCACGAACGAUUAGUACCUCAAGGUCAUCAAAGACUCGUUUUUACCGACCCAGUCGCCUUACGCUACCUCGAAGAAGACCCCUCGACCGAUGUCCUAGAGCGCCGCUCAACCUUGGAAGGAUACGAAAUCUAUAUCGUGGAACAAUGGGCUUGCUCUCGCGACCAACCGACCUUUGUCAUAUCUACAUACACGGGAGAUCCGUCGCAUACUGUCAUGGUUGGUGUCCUCAGUGUCCCGACAGACGAAAGUUCAUGGUCGCCUCGAUUGAAGAUGUACUUCAAUGCCCUCACAGAGUCUCAGGCUCGCAAGAAAGAGACUCCCCAUGGAACAGUCAUGGUCACCGACUUGGGUUCCUUUCCAUCAGCACUCACAGUCAUUCCUGUCCCUGGAGGAGAUAUCAAGAAGCACCGAGAUGAUUUUAUCGUGAACGAGAAUUUGAAGCGUUUGGGCUGUGCAGGCCGUGCAGCCCUCAAACUCCAACAGCCGUUACCUGCGACCGAAGCGAAGUUUCAUCAGCUUUACCGAGCCAGCGAAAGAGUCCCUUUGUACAAUGCGGUGGUUGAGUUAGUGAAGCAAUGCCAAAUUGCCUUGAUGAUGUUUGACAAAUUGGCACCUGAAUAUGUCGAUGGUCUGUUGUGUGAUGUAACUGACAAAGCUAUCAGUGACUGGUGGGCGGAUAUCGGGGCAGACCUGUACAACAUCGAACCAAGCGAUGGUAUGCUCGGGCCAACCAGUGUCGCUGCUAUUCUGGGAACACUGCUUGGUGCUCGAAACAGAUUGCACGCCUACGGUGCUCCUGUGGGUAAAGAUGCAUUUGACAUCGACAACCUGAAACGGGGCAUUGGAGGAUUCCAGAAAUCCCAGAAACUCAGUCGAACGCGGAGGCUAGACCGAGAUACUUUGGAUCGCCUACAUCGUGCCACAGCAAAGGCUGCCAAUGCAGAAGGAUGGACAGACGCCGUCAAGUCAACCGUGGCUGAGCUCAGUGGGCAAGGUGGUGAGAUGGUCAUGGGAAUGGUUCGUGGUCGCGAGAAAGGUGGUAUUGCAGAUAUCGAAACCCUUGACAUCGAGACCUUUAUCCAAUGCUGCUAUGGAUCAAGAGCGAAAUGGCUAUGGCUGGGGAAGCUUCGCAAGAGCGGCACCGACCACUCUUUCGUGCAUGCGCCCACAUCAGAUAUGAUGUUUACGGCUGAUGACCAAGGCGGCUAUCAUUGGACCAGUCGAAAGAAACAUUCCACAGAAGACUUGCAAAUAGAGCGAGCGGCCAUUGGCCCUGAUCGACUUGGAAAAUAUCCUGAUUCUUGGCCUCUCGAAGAGAAGGAUCACCGUAAGAAGGGUGUUAGUGGACGGGUAUCUGACGCUCGAGCGGGCUUGGGUCGUUUCAAAGAUGCAGUCGGACUGCCCGGUCUGCGCUCGCACCAUCACAAGCAUCCCAGAGAAGGAACUGAUUUGACCCACGAUAUUGCUUAUAAUCCAUCUAUUGAAAGUGAUACAGAAAUGUCAAUAGCCAAGACUAGAGCAACUAGCGGAUUGACCUCCGACUCGAAGGUGGAUGGGGACCUAGAGUCACGAGCAGACGAUGAUCUCAGCUUGCAACCCUCUCCAGCGGCAGAAUCGAGGCUCGAAGUCAAGCCUCCAGAAAUUCACAUUGAGUCUGUGCCGACCGGAACGGAGAUUGAAGUUCAGCCUCAACAAAAUGAUCAUCUGCAACCACUCGCGGGGGUUGAAGAGGAAUCGGACUUGGAGCUUACAAGAACACGAUCUACCGCCGCAUCAAGUGAGCAGGGUGACGGAGAGUAUACUCGGCCCACCUUGGCAUGGAUGGCUCUUCGGCGUGCACAAAGCUGUGAAGAACUUCGGAGCAUUGAUAAUGAACCUCAGCGUUGCGAUGACCGAUGUGCGAGGCACCUGUCCUUCAGCAAUGUCGAAGAGGUAGUGCACGCCUCUAAGCCCUUGGUUGAUCAGCCAAGACUGGAGGAUACAGCCACGUUGGAUGAGCUCGUUGCUCGCGAGGACAUGCUAGCGUCUGAUGUUCGCAUAUUCAGCUCGCGAAUACUGGAGCUCAGUGAACGUACUGUUCCUUGGGUCGAACGUCAAGUGGAUACUGUCGAUGGGCUAAACCGAACUCUGUAUGAGCAACACGAGGAACUGAACUCAGUCUACCUGGACCGCUUCGGCGACUAUCAACGGCUACGAGAAAGAUCCAGCGAUCUGUUGACCGAUGAGCAAUCCUUUUUGAAUGAUAGUAUCAAACGAGUCGAACUGCUUGGUGCUAAGCUGGACUACGAGCUCCAUGUUCUUGAAUCCAAAGUGGAGGAUAUGGAGGAGGGAUUGACUGAUUUCGAGCGACACAUUGCCAAUGUAGAAGGCCGAAUUAAAGGCUUACUUCAGGGUGAAGAUGACCAUAGCACAUCUUGGAUGGCAUGGGUUCGACAAUCGCUCGGCUUUGCGCCUUUGCAAUGA